Diceros bicornis minor is the source of this 4490-nucleotide messenger RNA. It is a transcript of the gene C12H2orf42, whose product is annotated as chromosome 12 C2orf42 homolog. The transcript is spliced from 10 exons. NCBI's taxonomy places the organism in Eukaryota, Metazoa, Chordata, Mammalia, Perissodactyla, Rhinocerotidae. The record is from RefSeq and is a predicted model, not a curated record. The coding region runs from base 1651 to 3375 and encodes 574 amino acids. Gene Ontology annotation, cellular component: nucleus.
GAAAUCAUCUACUUCUAUUUAAAAAAAAAAAAAUGCUUCAGUGAAUAGCCUUAGAUGUCCCUCGUUUUUCAUGUGGGAGUGUCUAUAUGAGAUAUACUCUUAUUAGUGGAAUUACUGGGUCAAAAGGAAUAUGCAGAGAAAACAUCAGACAAGCCCAAAUUGAGGGACAUUCUGUAAAAUACCUGACUGUUCAAAAUUGUCAAGAUUAUGAAAAACAAGAAAAGACAAACUCAUAGAUCUGAGAAGACUAAGGAGACAUGACGAUUAAAUGCAAUGUGGUAUCUUGGAUUGGAUCCUGGAACAGAGAAAACGACAAAAUCUAGAGUUUAGUUAAUAAUGAUGUACCAAUGUUGGUUUCUUAGUUUUGACAAAUGUCCCAUGGUAAUACAUGAUGUUAACAUUAGGAGAAACUGGGUGGGUGUGUAUCUGGGAACUCUCAAUUCUAUCUUUGCAACUUUUCUGAAAGUCUAAAAUUAUUCUAAAAUUAAAGGUGUAUUCUUAAAAAAGGGCAUUAGUGGAAAAAGUGGUGAAAUCCAAAGAAAAUCUGUAGUAGAGUUAAUAGUAUUGUACCAAUAUUAAAACCUUAGUUUUCAUAAAUGUCCCAUGCUUAUUUGAGAUGUUAACAUCUCGGGAAGAUGAGUGAAGGGUAUGCAGGAACUCUGUACUACCUGUGUACCUUUUCUAUAAAUCUAAAUUACUCCAAAAUUAAGUUUGUUUAAGAAAGAAAUAUGCCUUUGUAAUUUUGAAAGGUACUAACAAGUUGCCCUCUACAGAGCAUAAUCAAAAAGAAGUAAAAGGAAAAAUAAGAGGAAAGAAUGGAAUUCCCAGGAUGAUGCUGAAACUCCAGCACCUUAAGGCUUCUUAAAGGGGGGAAAAGCAAAAGCAGAGAUUCUCACACUCUUCUUAGCAGACACUGUGGGUUAGUGGAAACCAUGUUACUGAUUUUGCUGGGUGACCUCAGGCAAGUUACUUAACUUUUUAUUUUCAUCUGAAGAGCAGUUGUUGUUUGGCUCAAAUGAGAUACAGUAUUGUGAGGUUCAAAUGAAAUAAUGUGAAAGCACUUUGAAAAGCAUAAAGCUCUCUAAAAAUGUAAUGCAUGACUAUGAGGAAGGAUGAGCGUUUGACCAAUUAUAUACCAUGGCUCUCCAGGUUCUUGACAACUCCUUGUGUGAUGAUAUUAGCACUCUUACCUACUUGCAGUUGGAAGUACAAAACACUUAACCACUUUCAUAAAAAUUUCUGUCAAAUAUUGCUCAAAUAUUUGUGAAAGACUUAGAUUCUUAUUCUAUCUGCUUUCUUAGAGGAUAGAGUUAUCCUGCCUUUGUAUGACUUUAAUAUUUUUUCUUGUUUUACUUAUGGACUGCCAAGAUCUCCACUUGGAGCAAUGGGAAUCUCCUUUGAUUGUGGAACAUUGGACAGGAGCUUUGCCAGUGGCUGGCCAAGAAGGAGGCAGAAUGUCUGCAUUGUUACACCAUAGAGUUCAAACUUCAGAAGACAUUGGGUUAAGCAGUAUCAUUUACUCUGCAAAUGAUUAUGUCUUUACCUGUCCUCUAUGAUCAUCACAAACUAAUGAAACACCUCUUAGGUCUUGUGAAUUCAGGUUACAUUGUUUUCCAGAUGCGCUGGCAGCUGUUGCAGGGCCCGUGAAAAAUGGAACCAAACUCUCUGAGGACUAAAGUCCCAGCUUUCUUAUCUGAUUUGGGGAAGGCCACAUUGAGGGGAAUCAGAAAGUGUCCCCGAUGCGGUACAUACAAUGGAACCCGGGGCCUGAGCUGUAAGAACAAGACGUGUGGAACCAUAUUCCGCUAUGGCGCACGGAAGCAGCCUAGUAUUGAAGCUGUCAAAAUCAUCACAGGCUCCGAUCUGCAGGUCUACUCAGUGCGGCAACGAGACCGGGGCCCCGAUUACCGAUGCUUUGUGGAACUUGGUGUCUCAGAGACAACAAUCCAGACAGUGGAUGGGACGAUCAUCACUCAGCUGAGUUCUGGACGGUGUUAUGUCCCCUCAUGCCUGAAAGCUGCCACCCAGGGUGUUGUGGAAAACCAGUGCCAGCACAUCAAGCUAGCAGUGAACUGCCAGGCAGAAGCCACUCCUCUGACCCUAAAGAGCUCGGUCCUGAACGCAAUGCAGGCCUCGCCAGAAACCAAGCAAACCAUCUGGCAGUUGGCCACAGAACCCACGGGUCCCCUGGUACAGAGGAUUACUAAGAACAUUUUGGUGGUGAAAUGCAAGGCAAGCCAGAAGCAUAGUUUGGGGUAUUUGCAUACAUCCUUUGUGCGGAAGAUCAGCGCCAAAAGCUCGCCCGAACGCCGUUUCUUCUGCUCCUGCCAGACUCUGAAAUCGCACAAGUCGAGUGCUUCCAAGGAGGAGGCAGCCCAGAGAUGCAUUCAUUUCUUUGCUUGCAUCUGUGCCUUUGCCAGUGACGACACAUUGGCUCAGGAGUUCUCAGACUUCCUAAAUUUUGAUUCCAGCGGUCUGAAAGAGAUUAUUGUGCCCCAGUUAGGUUGCCACUCAGAAUCAACAGUAUCAGCUUGUGAGUCUGCUGCCUCAAAGCCAAAGAAGAGGAAAAAGGAUGAAGUAUCUGGUGCACAGACAAACAUUUCACUGUUGCCUCAAGAUGCAGUGAGCAGUAAUCUAAGGAAAAGUGGCCUGAAAAAGCCUGUGGUUGCUUCUUCAUUAAAAAGACAGGCUUGUGGUCAGCUGUUAGAUGAGGCACAAGUGACCUUAUCCUUCCAAGACUGGCUGGCAAGCGUCACAGAACGCAUCCAUCAAACAAUGCACUAUCAGUUUGAUGGCAGACCAGAGCCCCUGGUGUUCCACAUUCCUCAGUCCUUUUUUGAUGCCCUGCAACAGAGAAUAUCUAUAGGAAGUGCAAAAAAACGGCUUCCCAACUCCACCACAGCUUUUGUUCGAAAAGAUGCCUUGCCAUUGGGGACCUUUUCCAAGUAUACCUGGCAUAUCACUAAUAUCCUGCAAGUUAAACAAAUCUUAGAUACCCCAGAGAUGCCCUUGGAAAUCACCCGGAGUUUUAUCCAGAACCGGGAUGGGACUUAUGAGCUGUUCAAAUGCCCUAAAGUAGAAGUAGAGAGCAUAGCAGAAACCUAUGGUCGUAUAGAAAAGCAACCAGUGCUGCGACCCUUGGAACUGAAAACUUUUCUCAAAGUUGGCAACACUUCCCCAGAUCAAAAGGAGCCAACACCGUUCAUCAUCGAAUGGAUCCCAGAUAUCCUUCCCCAAUCCAAGAUUGGCGAGCUGCGGAUCAAGUUUGAGUAUGGUCACCACCGGAACGGGCAUGUGGCAGACUACCAAGACCAGCGGCCGCCCCUGGAACAGCCCUUAGAACUGGCCCCUCUGACCACCAUCACCUUCCCUUGAGGCAAAACAUAGGAGUCUUUUGCUGCUAAAUUUGCACAUCCCCACCCCUUGACAACUUUAAAUACCAGUUAGGCACUUAGAUGGCCCUGUUCCUUAGUGAACUGCUCUUAGCUAAGAUGCAAUUUCCCAACGCAUUCAACUGGAUUCUGUUGAAGAAAAACUCUUGUAAAUAGCCUUUUUGGUGCUGCUGUGUAUAGUCUUCAUUAGAAAUUGGGUGGUAUUUCUGGCUAGUUUUUAAAGGAACAAAAAGAAAACCAGCUCACUUUCCUUCUUAAAGGACUCACCUUUACAGUUCAUUUCAACUUUUUUCUAAUUCUCUAAGAAGUUAGCAGCACUCUGCCUUAUACCAACAGUGUUGGAAAGUUAAUGAUACUCUGGUUAGGGCAGAAUGUUGAGGACCAUCCUGGCAGAGUUCCAGUGAUGCCCUUUUAUUCUGUUCCCAAAUAGAGCACAGUGUCACUAGUUUUUCCAAAUUAUAUCUCAUGUGGCCUGAUUACAAAAUUAUAAACCUUUUGGGAGAUUUAGGUGAUAGUGAAAUAGGAAAAAGAGGUCCAGGUGUCAAGGGAAUAUUGACAUUUCAAACUAAUGCUUUAAUAGCUUGUUCACUUGAUAUUUAUUUCCUUCUUUAUUCUCCAAAACGUUUAACAGCUGGUAAAAUUCAAUUCCUAUUUCUAAGUUCAUUGAUCACAGGAUGGAGAUAAUGAAAGACACAGAAGUGGAAGCCUGUCUUGAAGGAGAAAAGAAGGAACAUUUCCUAUAUGCCUACUAUGUGCCAGGCACUUGCAUUUGCAUUUUCACUUAAUCGUUUUUCUCAUUUAAUCCUCAUUACUCUUUGAGUUUAGGCAUUACACCUUCUUUUAUAAAAUUAAAGAAAUAGCCUCCCUGAGGUUAAGUAUAUUGCUGGAAACAGCAUUAAAAAUAAUGUUUCCUUUUACUCCAAAGUGCAUGUUCUUUCUACUUUAUCAUGUUGCUUUGAUAUAAAUUCCUUAGAAUUCAGUGUCCUUGGGAAGACAGGAAAAAUCCAUAUGAAGCAGGCUCAAGUAAUAAAAACGCAACUCUAACCACCUCAGGCAAAAAUGGGAAUGAAUGACUGGUUCAUGGACAACCAUCCAGGC